Messenger RNA from Bipolaris sorokiniana ND90Pr, 333 nucleotides. RefSeq lists its product as uncharacterized. The coding region runs from base 1 to 333 and encodes 110 amino acids. The record is from RefSeq and is a predicted model, not a curated record. NCBI's taxonomy places the organism in Eukaryota, Fungi, Ascomycota, Dothideomycetes, Pleosporales, Pleosporaceae. The transcript has 3 exons. Gene Ontology annotation, molecular function: carbon-sulfur lyase activity.
AUGUACUUUGGUGAGCUUGAAUUGGAGGAGCUCUCCGGCGGAACAUACACGCUCAACCAGGUCAUUCUCGCCAAGGCGCUUAAGAUCACAAAAGGCGAUGACUUGGGAAAGUACACAUACCAGGGUGCCUCUGGCCAAAGUGUCCACUGCGCACUUUUACUGCAAAAACUGCACCACAUACGUAUACCACCAGCAAGAGGUCCUGGUCCGGACAACAUCGUUCUGAGGACUGGACUGCUGGAGCAAGGAAUAAAGGACUUCAAACCUCUUGUGGAGAUCUUUGGCAAGGACCUCUUGCCGUGGGAGAAGGAGGUUGCAAACACGAUAUAUUGA